Messenger RNA from Aureobasidium musti, 432 nucleotides. NCBI's taxonomy places the organism in Eukaryota, Fungi, Ascomycota, Dothideomycetes, Dothideales, Saccotheciaceae. The record is from the annotation of a GenBank genome assembly.
AUGCCGUCGUCAGAAUACACAUCUGCAGGCGGCGGCCUCAAACUAAAAGGCGCCAAAAACGCUGGCAUAGAGAAAAAGCGCAAGAAGAAGUCGACCAAGUCAUCCGCCGUCGCCGCUGCUUCAUCGUCCUCCAAAGACGCAACCACCGCAAAGGACACUACCGACCCCGAAAAUACGACAGACUUGGAACAGAGGGAGAAGAACAAGGAAGAAAGUCUCAUACCCGAUGAUGGCAAGACGGAAUACGAACGACGCCAUGAGGAAACCAGACGCAAGCGUGUGAGUCCUGGCCUUGAAUACCGCUACAAGACUCUUGAAGAGAAACUGAUGCGCGAAGGCGUCAAGACUCACAAGGAACGCGUCGAGGAACUGAACAAGUAUCUGUCGACUCUGAGCGAGCAUCACGACAUGCCUCGCAUCGGUCCUGGAUAA